AUGACUCUUGAACCAGAACAAAUAUCUCUACUUUUGAACAAUAAAGGUUGUGAACAUGCUCUUUAUUUAUCUUAUAUAUGUGAAAAUCUUCGUCAAUUUGGUGAUUAUUCACUUGUAACAAAUCGUCUAACAACAUAUCCACAAACAAUAGAAGAAUUACUUAAUGUACUAUUGAAUGAAGUUUAUUCAGUUAUUAAUAAUCAAUCACUUGUUGAUGCUUUUUUCAAAUUAUUACUUAUAUCGAAUGUUGGUCUAUUGGAAUCCGACAUAGUUAAUAUUCUUCAACAUUUUAUGAACAAAACUAUAAAUGAAAAUAAUCAAAUUGUUGUAAAUCGAAUGACAUGGUCAACAUUACAACGACAAAUGAAAACAUUUCUUGAUACAACAUGGAUGGAUGGACAUCAACUUGUUAUUUAUCGUCAUGCAGUACUUGAACAGAUAUUACGAAAACGUUGUUUGAAAGAAAAUACAGAUGAAAUACGUUCUAUACAUAGUUUUAUGGCUGAUUUUUAUCUUAAACAUUCAACAAUUAAAGAUUUUUCUUCUCGUCGUGUUCCAUAUCAUUAUGAAGAAGCUCAUAUGUAUAAAGAACUUGUGGCAUAUUUACGUUCAUCAGAAUCACGUGGAAUUAGUCGAAUAGAUCGACAAGCAUAUCUACGUAGACGUCGUUGUACAAAAAUUAUUCCUAAUAUCGAUAAUCCUUUUAAUCAACGUGCUUAUUUAUGUCAUAUAUGUGCCAUGCAAUUUAAACUAGGACCAUUUACAAUGGCAAAAAGUUCAUGUUUAAUUUGUUCUAAUAUGAUUAUAGGAGGAAAUAUGACACAAACAAAUGCUUUCAAACGUGAAGCACGUCUUUGUCAAAAACAUGGUUCAAUUGGUUAUCCGAAUUCAAUUCAAUGUGUUGUUUGUAAAAGCCUUCAGCCAAAACCAACAGGGACAGCAACAAAAAUUACUGAUCCUGUACCGUUAAAUAUCUGUUUUGAUUGUUGGUGUGCAGGUGGAGCAGCACCACGUUGUUGUGGAUUUGAAUUGGACUAA
Molecule: messenger RNA, 1038 nt
Organism: Rotaria sp. Silwood1
Lineage: Eukaryota; Metazoa; Rotifera; Eurotatoria; Philodinida; Philodinidae
Source: the annotation of a GenBank genome assembly